AGAAGGUCCUAUAGCAAGGUCCAACAAUGCAUAUGUUGGCAGUUCAAGAGAAGCCCUCCGACCAGUACUGCCAGACUCUGACCAGAGUGCUGUUCAACUCUGGUGUAGCUAUAACAGUGCUGUCAUGUGUAGCCCUAUUCCUCAACCUGGGUAUUCUGAUCGUGUACUGGAAAGCAAGGAGACUUCUUACUCCUCAGUACUUGGCUAUCAUCAAUGUUGUGGUAUCCGACUUGUGCAGUGCAAUUGUUGGAGUCACGUUCAGAGGUCCAGGAAUGGUGCACCCUAGCCUCUUCUACGGCGGAUCAGCCUGUCCUGAUGAAACAACUGCGUCUGACUCCGUCUCUACAUUCUGCUUCUGGUCACCUUACAUAGCAUGGGCAUUUGCUUAUCAGAACGCUUGUGCUAUCGCUAUUCUCUCACUCGAUAGGUUCAUUGCUAUCAGCUUUCCAUUCUGGUACAAAGUGAUGAUAACGAAGACACGUGCACGAAGGAUAACUUACAUCACUUGGGGAUCUAUCAUCUCAUAUCUUGCUUUACAUGCAAUACUCCUUCAUAUUGGUUACACUACUGUCGUGUGGGUGCCAGCUGACGGUAGGUGCAUGUACAGGGUACAGUCAGAUUCCCAAGACAUAGACUCGGAGUGGAGAUUUAAAAUAUUUGAAGACUCAAUCUUUUUCAUUUUCCCGCUGGUGGUCACUGUGGUUUGCUACUUGUUUAUACUAGCUAAGGUGAUAAAAUCACGGCAUCAAAAAGAGGAGCUGGUGGCGGUCCAGACAAAACCCUUGUGUUUAACGUUUUGUAUAGUGGUAUCGAGCUGUGUACCUUGGAUACUGUACUUCAUCUCAAACUACAUGCAGUACAGAGUUCAUCAUAUCAAUGUUAUGAUAGUCAGCUACAUAUUCUUCUACGUUUCACCGAUAGUGAACCCGAUUAUAUUCUCAACAAGGAGUAAAACAUUUCACCAUGUCUUCUGGGACCGGGUCAUAAGAUCAAAGUCUAAAAGGAAAGAGUCGUACAUAAAGCGGUACAAAAGGCACAAGUCAGGAUCUUCAACUACAUCCUACCAAUCAAGAGCAGCUCCCAGGAUUUCUAAUAAAUCACGUGACAUAGAACCGAAACUUCCUCCGAAAACACUGCAGAAUUUAAAGCCGAUAAAUGCACUAGAUAAUGGGCUUGUCUUGGAAAAUGAAUGUAAGGAUGUGUUAUAUGUCGGGGACACUUUUGUAUAACACUCUGGAAAAGUGCCAAAGAAGAAGAAUCAAGGACCGGACGGAUUUUACAACAGACUUGCAGUGCAGUUCAUAUCCAUCACAAAUUCAUUGAUAUGACUAUUAGUAUUAAAGUGCGUAACUUCGCCUCUAAAACAGGUGAAGUUUGAUGUGAUUCUUUCUUAAAGCCGGUGGAAGAUAUUGAGUUUAUUUGCUUUACUAAAUUAACAUUUAAAGUUACAAAUUAAAACUUUGAUGUUACAGCCAUGACACGCUUCUGAUCCUUUAGAAAUGUAGACAAAAGUAGUCGGUUUCAACCGUAUUUCAACCGUACUUCAAAAUAAUGUCGAUGAGGAGGGACUGCUUCUAUAUUCUAUGGACCAAUAGAAUUGCGAUUAUAACUAUACGUUACUAAACUUAAAUAUAGCGUGAAAUGAUUUUUGUGGUUUCUUUGUUGAUUUUGCCAUAAUAUGUUAAUUCAGCUUUCAUUUCAGAAUGUUAAUUAAAAUUAAUGAUACUCAACUUUUUGAUAAAAUUAUUGAUAAAUGAUUGGUAUUAACAAGGUUUGUUUUAUAAAUAUUGUCUGAAAUCAUUAAUAUAUAAUCAUCAUUCGUUGCAUACAUUUAAGUAUUCCAAACUUUGAAAAAUGGAUAGUC
Messenger RNA from Bolinopsis microptera, 1864 nucleotides. Its product is annotated as neuromedin-U receptor 2-like. Gene Ontology annotation, biological process: G protein-coupled receptor signaling pathway. Gene Ontology annotation, molecular function: G protein-coupled receptor activity. Gene Ontology annotation, cellular component: plasma membrane. Lineage: Eukaryota; Metazoa; Ctenophora; Tentaculata; Lobata; Bolinopsidae. The coding region runs from base 27 to 1229 and encodes 400 amino acids. The record is from RefSeq and is a predicted model, not a curated record. The transcript is spliced from 8 exons.